Messenger RNA from Dibothriocephalus latus, 273 nucleotides. The record is from the annotation of a GenBank genome assembly. NCBI's taxonomy places the organism in Eukaryota, Metazoa, Platyhelminthes, Cestoda, Diphyllobothriidea, Diphyllobothriidae.
AUGAACGGUGAAAACAUCAGACUCAUCAGCGCUCCCUACCAGCAGUGUGACGACGGACAGAUGCAUGUGAUCACUAUGGAGAGGAAGGGCAACACUUAUACCUGGCAUGUGGAUGGUCAUCCCACCAUCUUCGAGGACAGGUGUAAGUUAUUCUCCAUCGGAUCCCUUCUAGAUGGUCACGCUAAUGGUAGUCCCAAAUACUCUUUUAUUCAUGUUAAAGUUGCGAAAACUCCCAUCGGCGCAUUCAGAAGAGCAGUUGGUGAAUGCACGUAA